AUGAAGCCUCUCUUGUCACGACUCUUGCUCCCAAUCUACGUCGGGGCUGAAACUCCAACAGCUACCCUCGACUCAGGUCCAAUAUUUGGUCUCACCACAACUCUCCCAGCUGCUUCGCCCGUGAACAAGUUUCUCGGCAUUCCUUAUGCUGCCAGACCACAACGCUUCAGCCGUGCAACGAAGCCUGAACCAUGGACGAGGCCCUUGAAUGCGACUAGGUUUGGACCUUCAUGCAGACAACUAUUUGUCCAGAGUGAACUCACUCCUGAGAUUGAUCUUCUCAAAGGACUGUUCAACACAGCAUCCCGUGAGAGUGAAGACUGUCUCUUCAUCAAUGCUUUCGCUCCAGCAGAUCCUCACCCUUCAAGGGCUGUGCUCUUGUUCAUCAGCGGCGGUGGAUGGCAGCAGGGGAAUGGCGAAAUCGAUCUCAGCGGUUUUGCAGCGUAUGAAAACAUCGUCGUCUUUACCUUCAACUACAGAACAAAUGUCUUUGGGUUCCCAAACUCUCCAGACAUACCUGCUUCAGACAUCAACCUCGGCAUCCAUGAUCAGCAGCUCGCUAUUGAAUGGGUCCAACGGAAUGCUCGUGCCUUUGGUGGUGAUCCAGACAAAGUCACUAUCUGGGGUGAAUCUGCAGGCGCCAUGUCUGUGGAUUUGCAUGUCAACAGACACACAUCUCUGUUCCGCGGCGCAAUGAUGUUUUCUGGUCAAAUGUCUGUUGGGUACCUCGGAAGCACUGCCAGUCAUCACGAUACUUCGUAUUGGGAUAACCUGACGACUGUAUUUGGCUGUCAAGGACCAGACCAGCUGCAGUGUAUGCGAGACGUACCAGCAGACGACCUCGUCAACGCCAUGAGUGCAGCUGGAAGUGCGUUUCUGCCGAUAACAGACAAUGUCACAAUUCUGAGUGACAGAGCUGAAAGGUGGAGGAGCGGAGAUGUUGCGCGAGUGCCUGUGCUCAUGGGUACUGUCGCUGAAGAAGGGCGAGGACUGAUCAACAGAAACAUCUCACUCGAGACAUUAUUUGGGGCAUAUCUCUCUGAGCCACUGGUCAACGAAACCCAACAGAAGCAAAUUCUUGAUGCUUAUCACCCCAUCAAGACCGACUUUGACACUGCUGCUGCAAUCCACACAGACUUUGUCUGGCAAUGUCCCCAAGCCAUUCUCGCCAAUACUUCAUCCGCUGUCAAUCCAACGUGGCGAUUUUACUUCAAUGCCUCAGUCACUAGCCUUUUAGACGACAAAUACUCAUGGCUGGGCAAAUUCCACGGCUCAGACGUUCUGCUGCUGUUCAGCUCACCAACCUUUGACGCAAUGUCACCGCAACUCUACACAUUUGCGGAGUAUCUUCGAGGAGUUGUGGGGAAAUUCGUCAGAAACCCGCAAGCUGGACCAGGCUGGCCCGUUGGAUCGAGAUAUGUUGCGAACCUGGGAGAUGUCGGACGGACACAAACAUCAGGACCUUCAAUCAUCGACCAAACGGUGCUGGAUCAGAGAUGCAGGCUAUACGAGUCGAUUUAUCCUCUCAUCGAGGAAUAUGUGUUAGUUUGA
This is a messenger RNA of Fusarium tjaetaba, 1551 nucleotides long. Its product is annotated as triacylglycerol lipase V precursor. The coding region runs from base 1 to 1551 and encodes 516 amino acids. NCBI's taxonomy places the organism in Eukaryota, Fungi, Ascomycota, Sordariomycetes, Hypocreales, Nectriaceae. The transcript has 4 exons. The record is from RefSeq and is a predicted model, not a curated record.